AUGAGUUACGGCACCGAUAAUCACCGUUCGAGAGAUCAUUCGCAAAGGAAGGAUCGCUCCCGUUCCCGGAGUCCUUCGGCUCGUGAGGAAAAAAUCAACAAAAAGUUUGUCCUCAAGCAUGCAAUAUCGCCAGAAGAAACGAAUUUAAUCAAUUUUUCCUUUUUGGACCACAAAACCGAUCUAAAUCGAGUGUUACGAGGCUACUGUUUGCGAGAUCAACUCGUGGAGAAUGUAAACGAUUUCUGGCUGUUCGUUAAUAAAUACGAAUCGUUAUUGAAGCGCACCGGUCAGCCCAUUCUUCCGGUGCCAUCGAAUGAAGGCAAACGUGAACAAAACAGUUUUAGCGGAACGAUUCCUUCGGAGUACAACAAAGUGUUUGGGUGCAGCAUAUCAUUGCGAUUGCCAUUGGAGGAAAUGUUGGGCCGCAUGAGGGGUAGUGGUACCAGUGUACUGACACGUACACAACUUCUUCAGCUGCUGCAAAUCGUAACGCAUUACUUGGAUUUUCGGCAGCGAGAAAAAUUCAACAAAUUACGCAAAUUGCGCCAAGCACAAGCGAACCUACCGGUGGCAAAACAUCGCGAAGAAAUUGUCGAAGCGGUUCGUAAUGAGCGUGUUGUCGUUCUAGCUGGCGAUACGGGAUGCGGAAAAUCCACCCAAGUACCGCAGUACCUGUAUAGGGCCGGCUAUGAGCGGAUUGCGUGUACACAACCACGUCGUAUCGCUUGUAUUUCGCUAUCAAAACGUGUCGCCCACGAGCUGUUGGCCGAAUACCGAACUGAGGUCGGCUACCAGAUCAGGUUCGAGCGCAGUAAAAAUACAAACACAAGGAUACUCUUCAUCACCGAAGGGCUAUUACUAAGGCAGCUGGCUAGCGAGGACUGUCUCGAGCAGUACUCGGUCAUCAUCCUGGACGAAGUGCACGAGCGGCAUCUGCACGGAGACUUUCUGCUCGGGAUUGCCAAGUGUCUUAUACGAGCCCGUCCCAAUCUGAAGCUCGUACUCAUGUCGGCAACGAUCAACAUAAAGCUGUUUGCAGAUUACUUUUCCGAAGAAGAAGCUCGCAUUAUCGAGGUGCCCGGUCGACUGUUUCCGAUUAAGUUGCACUAUAUGCCCCAACUCCAGGACGUUCCAAUGGCGGCUGCUAGUGGAUCGGGUGCAAGUAAGCGCACCCGGAGCGACCGGCUCAGUCCAGAACCGUAUAUACAGAUACUUCAACUAAUAGACCAAAAGUACCCACCGACGGAGAAAGGCGACGUUUUGAUCUUUCUUAGUGGUCUCAACGAAAUUACGGCUAUCGUCGAUGCCGCGCGAGAGUACAACGAGAAAAACAAGAACUGGAUCAUCCUGCCGCUUCAUAGUACACUGUCGAUCGCCGAGCAGGAUAAGGUGUUCGACUAUGCACCGGACGGUAUGCGGAAGUGCAUCGUGUCGACAAACAUAGCCGAGACGUCGGUUACAAUCGAUGGCAUCCGAUUCGUGGUGGACAGCGGAAAGGUGAAGGAAAUGAGCUACGACCCCACCACGAAAAUGCAACGGCUGAAAGAGUUCUGGAUAUCGAAGGCAUCCGCCGAGCAGCGGAAAGGACGUGCCGGUAGAACGGGACCAGGCAUCUGCUAUCGGCUGUACGCUGAAAAACAAUUCUACGACUUUGAUGCUUACAGUACGGCUGAGAUACUGAAGGUGCCGUUGGAAUCGCUGCUCUUACAAAUGAUAUCGAUGGGAUUACCGAAUGCACGAUUGUUUCCCUUCGUUGAACCGCCGCCGAUGGAUAACAUUGAAAAUGCGAUCGUCAGUCUGAAAGAAAGCGAGGCUUUAACCGAGGACGAGAAGCUGACUUCGCUUGGUAAGGCGCUGGCAAAGAUACCGGUCGACAUCAGCAUCGGCAAGAUGUUGCUGAUGGGUUGCGUGUUCCAGCAACUUCAACCGGUGUUAACAUUGGCCGCCGCCUUGAGCGUACAAUCUCCGUUUACCAAUCGAGCAUACAGAGAUCCUGAAUGUGAGAGAGCACGAAAAUCGCUCGAAUCUGAUCAUGGCGAUCCGAUCACAUUGCUAAACGCUUAUAAGGAAUGGCUUGAGAUUAAGCAGCAUCGAUCCGAUUACGGACGGAAAGACGAUCGACAUGGCGAGAACUCGAAGAUUUGGUGCCGUCGCCGAGGAUUGGAAGAACAACGGUUCUACGAGAUUACAAAGCUACGCAAUCAGUUCCAAGAUCUUUUACAGGACUGUGGCUUGAUGGAAACGCAAAACACUGAGCAUUUGUCCAGUGCGGAGCGUGCUAUUCGCAACGGAGAACUGCGGCAGUUGAAGGAAUUGCGGAAAGCUCAUCGCAUGGAGGCGCCCCGUAAGCGAAAGCUCCUCAAAUCCGACCCGUGGGGGCUGGCUGGUGAUGGCGAGGACAUGGAUGACGAUAAGGUAGACAUACGAGAUGUAGAGUUUCGGUUAAGCCACGACUCAUCUAAGCUGCAAAAUCUCGUCUCCGGAGCCACUGCCUGUAGCUAUCGGGAUUUGAUGACACUUAAGCUGAUUCUGGUCAGUGGGCUUUACCCCCAGGUGGCUAUUGCGGACGAGUUUAACUAUUGCAAGAAUCUUUCCGAACAAUUUUUUCACACUCGCUCGAAACCGUACGUUUCAUUGCAUCCUUUGAGUUUCUUUGGGAACAACGCCCAGCUGUUGCAGCUAACGGAUGGUGAAAUCGAAGACAAGCCGAUCGGAUUCAAAUCACGGCAACCGCUUAGCUCCCGACACCAGAUCGUGUGUUAUCUGACGCUUCUAGAGACAAAUAAAUCCUACUUAACCAACACCCUUCGCAUGCCAGCCGCCCAAACGCUGCUACUCUUUGCGCAUACUAUCGAAACAAAUGAAACCUUCUCUCGGAUCGUAUGCGAUUCGUGGUUGUGCUUGGACUUUCCAGCACCAGAAAGUGGUCAGGCAUUAUUGCUUAAGGCAACCAAACUGAGGCGAUUGUGGAAUCGAUUGUUAACAGAAAAACUGAAAUCCUUAACUGUGACGGUGGAUGGCGAAUUGACAAAGCCAGAGCGAAACGUGUCAAUUGAGCAGAUGAACCAGGAGCUGUGGUCAAGUUUGGCCCAGUUUAUGAACACAGAGCUAUGCUACACCAUAAAAAAAUUACUUCCAGCUGAUCUAAAAUCCCUAUACAAAGGACCUCAGCUGGAAGUGGAAGGUGAUGAGCAGUGUAUGGAGCUUCCUAUCCCUAAUCCAUUCGCGGAGGACUUUCAACCGUUGUACAACGAAACGAAGGGCGGAGUUCACUUGACAGAAAACCUCACAUAUGGAUGCAUUGUUGAAACCGAUUGGAGUCUCCAAAUGUACAAUGACAUACUUGAAGAAGACUGGGUGUGCUCCAAUUGUGAGGCAUCGUACCGUUUGACUGGGUUGCAGAAACUACAGCAUGCGGUUAAUUGUAAACCUGUAAUUCCUGAGGAAACAAGCACCAUAGAACAACCAACAGGUGAAGACAGUACGUCGAGGAAACUCAACGUGACACACUACGAUUGUUCGAUCUGUCGUAAAAAACUGAUGUUGAGCGCUAUUGAUGUGCUGAAACACAAGAAAAACUGUAACAAACAAGUGAAACAGGAACCAGAAGAGAAGUUUUAG
Messenger RNA from Anopheles nili, 3621 nucleotides. RefSeq names its product probable ATP-dependent RNA helicase DHX34. Gene Ontology annotation, biological process: nuclear-transcribed mRNA catabolic process, nonsense-mediated decay. Gene Ontology annotation, molecular function: RNA binding; ATP binding. The transcript has 5 exons. The record is from RefSeq and is a predicted model, not a curated record. Gene Ontology annotation, cellular component: intracellular anatomical structure. NCBI's taxonomy places the organism in Eukaryota, Metazoa, Arthropoda, Insecta, Diptera, Culicidae. Bases 1 to 3621 code for a protein of 1206 amino acids.